This is a messenger RNA of Striga hermonthica, 1455 nucleotides long. The record is from the annotation of a GenBank genome assembly. NCBI's taxonomy places the organism in Eukaryota, Viridiplantae, Streptophyta, Magnoliopsida, Lamiales, Orobanchaceae.
AUGGACGGAAAAAGGAUUCCUGUUUGCCUCUCCGUCUACUUCUUUCUCUUCGCCGUUACCAUCUCCGUCACACUCUCCGACCACCUCCAACACCAGACCUUCGUCCUUACCUCACUCCCCACCCCCCAGCCGCAAACCCUCUCCUCGGCCCCUCAGCAAAUCUCCAAAUCCGAAUCCGAACCCGAAUCAGAAUCCACACUCACCGUCUUGCUCCACCACGUCGACAACCUCCACGCCGCCCCCAACUCCACCCCGGAGUCCCUCUUCCAUCUCCGGCUCCGCCGCGACGCCGUCCGCGCCUUUACCCUCUCCGCCAUCGCUUCUUUCUCCUCCCGUGCCAACGUUUCUGGCAAACCCCGACCCGCCGCCGCCGACUUCAGCAGCUCCAUCGUCUCCGGCCUCUCCCAGGGCAGCGGCGAGUACUUCACCCGGAUCGGGGUCGGCACGCCGCCCCGGUACGUUUACAUGGUCCUCGACACAGGUAGCGACGUCGUCUGGGUCCAGUGCUCCCCCUGCCGCAAGUGCUACUCCCAGACUGACCCUCUUUUCGAUCCCAGAAAGUCCACUUCCUUCUCCGGCGUCUCCUGCGCCUCCCCCCUCUGCCGCCGCCUCGACUCCCCGGGCUGCAACAACCGCCGGAAGUGCCUCUACCAGGUCUCCUACGGCGACGGCUCCUUCACCUUCGGCGAGUUCUCCACCGAGACGCUAACCUUCCGGAGGACCAAGGUCCCCGCCGUCGCCCUCGGCUGCGGCCACGACAACGAGGGCCUCUUCGUCGGCGCCGCCGGCCUUCUUGGACUCGGCCGGGGUCGCCUCUCCUUCCCCACCCAGGCCGGCCCCCGGUUCGGGAGAAAAUUCUCUUACUGCCUCGUGGACCGGUCGGCCUCGUCCAAGCCGUCGUCCAUGGUGUUCGGUGGCUCGGCCGUCUCCCGGCGCGCCGUAUUCACGCCGCUGGUGGCGAAUCCCAAGCUCGACACGUUCUACUACGUGGGCCUGAAUGGGAUUUCGGUGGGCGGCGCCCGGGUGCCCGGGAUCACGGCGUCGCUCUUCCAGCUCGACAGCACGGGCAACGGGGGCGUGAUCGUGGACUCGGGUACGUCCGUGACCAGGCUGACCCGACCCGCAUACGUGGCGCUGAGGGACGCGUUCCGGGCAGGGGCCUCCAACCUGAGAACCGCCUCGGAGUUCUCCCUCUUCGACACGUGCUUCAACCUAUCCGGGAAGACGGAGGUCAAGGUGCCGACGGUGGUCCUCCACUUCGGCGGCGGCGCCGACGUGUCCCUGCCGGCUUCGAACUACCUCAUUCCGGUGGACGGCGACGGCAAGUUCUGCUUCGCGUUCGCGGGCACGAUGAGCGGGCUGUCCAUAAUCGGCAACAUUCAGCAGCAGGGCUUCCGGGUCGUGUUCGAUCUGGCGGCGAAUAGGGUCGGGUUUGCACCCAGAGGUUGUGAUUAA